Suricata suricatta (meerkat) is the source of this 1580-nucleotide messenger RNA. RefSeq names its product GDNF family receptor alpha 3 (gene GFRA3). The record is from RefSeq and is a predicted model, not a curated record. The transcript has 8 exons. Gene Ontology annotation, biological process: nervous system development. The coding region runs from base 84 to 1280 and encodes 398 amino acids. Gene Ontology annotation, cellular component: signaling receptor complex; external side of plasma membrane. Lineage: Eukaryota; Metazoa; Chordata; Mammalia; Carnivora; Herpestidae. Gene Ontology annotation, molecular function: signaling receptor activity.
UCAGCGCGGGGAGCUGGGGGAGCGCGGCGCUCGGCUCAGGCACACCGUCUCCGGGGGGCCGCAGCCGGCGUGUGGACAGAGCCAUGGCGCGUCCUCCGAACCCGGGACCACUGUCGCCUUUACUCCUGCUGCUGCUGCCGCUGCUGGUACCGCUUCCGCUGGGCGCCGCAGACCCUCUCCCCACAGAGGGCCGGCUUGGGAACAACUGUAUUCAGGCCAGGAGGAAGUGCCAGGUUGAUCCUGUUUGCAGUGCUGCCUACCACCACCUGAAUUCCUGCACCUCUAGUAUAAGCACCCCGUCAGCCACACAGGAACUUUUGGUCCCUGAGGACUGCAGGGAGGCAGCACAGCACCUCAGGAAUAGCUCUCUGAUGAGCUGCACAUGCCACCGGCGCAUGAAGAACCAAGUUGCCUGCCUGGACAUUUACUGGACCGUUCACCUUGCCCGCAGCCUUGGUGACUAUGAACUGGAUGUCUCCCCCUAUGAAGACACAGUGACCAGAAAACCUUGGAAAAUGAAUCUCAGCAAACUGAACAUGCUCAAACCAGACUCAGACCUCUGCCUCAAGUUCGCCAUGCUGUGCACUCUUAAUGAUAAGUGUGACCGACUGCGCAAGGCCUACGUGGAAGCGUGCUCCGGGUCUCAUUGCCAGCGCCACACCUGCCUCCGGCAGCUCCGCAUCUUCUUCGAGAGGGCGUCGGAGCCCCACGCUCAGGGACUGCUGUUGUGCCCCUGCGCGCAGGCCGACCAGGGCUGCGGGCAACGCCGGCGCAACACCAUCGCUCCCAGCUGUGCGCUGCCGUCUGGGGCCCCCAACUGCCUGGAGCUGCAGAGCCUCUGCGUCGCCGACCCGCUGUGCAGAUCUCGCCUGGUGGAUUUUCAGACCCACUGCCAUCCUCUGGACAUCCUAGGGACCUGUGCAACAGAGCAAUCCAGAUGUCUGCGAGCAUACAUGGGGAUGAUUGGGACUGCUAUGACUCCUAACUUUGUCAGCAAUGUCAACAUCAGUGUUGCCUUAAGCUGCACCUGCCGAGGCAGUGGCAACCUGCAGGAGGAGUGUGAGCAGCUGGAAGAGUCCUUUUCCUACAACCCCUGCCUCAUGGAGGCCAUUGCAGUUAAGAUGCGUUUUCACAGCCAACUCUUCUCCCAGGACUGGGCAGACUCUACCUUUUCCGUGAUGGAACGCCAGAACAAAAAUCCUGCUCUGACGCCACAGCCCGGGGUGCCCUCUCUUUUCUUGUGUACACUUACCUUGAUUCUUCUCCUGAGCCUCUGGUAGCUGGACUUCCCCUGGGCCCCUCUCCCCUCUACCACACCAGCCUGACCUUCAGCAAGGGGUAAGGAAAGAGCAGCAUCAGGAAGAAGAUGCAGUAAACAACAUGGCAACCCUCACUCAAUCCAUACUGCAUAUCCAGCUGACUCCAGAUGGGGCCACAGAAGAAACUGUGACUAGCUUUCUCAUUCCCUCCACAGCCCUUCCGUAGGACUUGGUGACCAUAAUUUAGCCAUAUCUUCUUUUUUAAAUUUUUUUAUUUUUGAUAGACAGAGAUUGACAGUGCAAGCAAGGGAGGGUCAGAGA